Messenger RNA from Hemicordylus capensis (graceful crag lizard), 5033 nucleotides. RefSeq names its product interferon gamma receptor 1 (gene IFNGR1). Gene Ontology annotation, molecular function: cytokine receptor activity; cytokine binding. The record is from RefSeq and is a predicted model, not a curated record. NCBI's taxonomy places the organism in Eukaryota, Metazoa, Chordata, Lepidosauria, Squamata, Cordylidae. The coding region runs from base 428 to 2542 and encodes 704 amino acids. The transcript is spliced from 13 exons. Gene Ontology annotation, cellular component: membrane.
GCGACAGCAACGGUGGGGGUGGCUGGAACAAGGGGAAGAGCCUGGCACUCUCUCAGAUUUGCAAAGCCUUAACGCAACUGCGGUGUGUCCGCGGAGAGAAGGCGGCGCUCGUUCGGGGUGCUUUUAUUACGAAAUCAAUACACUACGAAGGAGGGCCAUGCCCUCUAUUUUCUCGUCGCUCUAAGCAGCUGGAAUCUCGAGUUGAAAAAUCCCGAGUUCAGAGUGCGCGGCUGCGCCCCUUCCUGGCAGGCAUCGGGUAGGGCUCCCUUUGAAGGAGUGGUGUCUCUCUGUGGCCUGCAGGAACUGAAGCGAGGGAGGCUGGAACAGGCUUCUUCUAUUCCGAGCGGCCCUCUGCCUAUGUUUGGCGCGACUCCCCUCGGGCUGGAGUUCUCCUUCCCGUUUGGGGAGACCUGAGCCGGCGGGGAAAAUGAGGCUCGCGCGGCCCUCCGUGGUCGUCCUCCACCUCGCACUCUUGUCUGUGGCCUGCAGCGAGGCUGGCGCGUGGGAAACGCAGAGCGAAGUGCCUCCACCAACAAAUGUUGCCAUAGAUUCAUAUAAUUUCAAUGUCUCCGUACGCUGGGAUUACUACAAUGUGUCUCCAAAGCCUCUUUUUACAGUGGAAAUCAUAUGCUAUGGCAGUCAGAGCAAUUACAUUGAAGUUGAUACCUGUGUAAACAUAUCACAACAGUACUGUGAUCUCACCCACAAGAUUAGUAAGACAUGUGAAUCUUUCUGGACAAGAGUUAAAGCUCUUGUUGGAUUCCGUGAAUCUGAAUAUACAUCUAAAUUGUAUGAUAUCACCAGGCAAGGCCAAAUAGGACCACCAAAGCUUAACCUCUCUCUUGUGGGUGAUGAAAUCCAUGUUUCCAUUGAGCAUCCUCUCACUCCAUAUCAUAAGAAGUUUCCAGUUAGUGUGAGAGAGAACAUCACUGAUUGGAGCUACAGAGUGUUUCUUUGGAAAACUGAAAGUCCAGAAGAGCGUGAAGAACACUAUGCAGAGAGAUGUGGAAGGCGUAAAUGUACUAUAAAUCUUCAAGUUCAUUCUCUGAAUGGCAGAUACUGUAUAUCAGCUCAAGGAAUUUCAGAAGAUACAUUGAUUGUUGGUGAAGAAUCAAAGGAAAGCUGUGUUGUUCUUCCUUCUACACAUACAUUAGGUGACAUAAUGGAGCUUCUCCAGCCUGUUCCAACUGCUGUGCACCGGGAAGAAGAGAACAGAUCUCAGACUCCACCAGAGGUUCUCGGAGAGAUUCACCAGCCUUCCAGGACUGUCCAAGAUGCCAAGUAUGGUGGAAAGAAGAAGAUAUCUCAAGCUCCAUCUGUGCCGCUUCCAACAAAUAUUACUAUAGAUUCAUAUAACUUCAAUGUCUCUGUGCGCUGGAAUUACAAUAGUGUGUCUCCAAAGCCUCUCUUCACAGUGGAAAUCAAGUGCUAUGGAAAGGAAUCAGACAAUUACAUUGAAGUUGACACCUGUGUAAACAUAUCACAACAGUACUGUGAUCUCACCCACAAGAUUAGUAAGGAAUGUGAAUCUUUCUGGAUAAGAGUUAAAGCUCUUGUUGGGUUACAUGAAUCUGAACAUGAAUCUGAAAGCUUUGAUGUGACCAGGCGGGGCCGAAUAGGACCACCAAAGCUUAACCUCUUUCUUGUGGAUAAUGAAAUCCGUGUUUCCAUUGAGGAUCCUCUCACUCCAUAUAAUACAACGUUUCCACUUAGUGUGAGAGAGAAUUUCAGUGAUUGGAGCUACAAAGUGUUUCUUUGGGAAAGUGAAAGUCCAAAAGAGCGUGAAGAACACCAUGCAGAGACAUGUGAAAUGCAUACAUGUUCUAUAGAUCUUCAAGUUCGUUCUUUGAAUGGCGGAUACUGUAUAUCAGCUCAAGGAAUUUCAGAAGAUUCAUUGGUUGUUGGUGAAGAAUCAAAGGAAAGCUGUGUUGUUCUUCCUUCUAAACAUACAUUAGGUUUAACAGUGACUAUAAUUGUUGGUUGUAUUGCUGUUGUGGUGGUGACAGCAAUUCUUACAAUACUAUUCCUAUGUUUAAAGAAGAAAAAUAUUAUGCUUCCUAAAUCUCUGGUUACUGUGGUGAGAAACUUAAACCACUUAAAUAGUUUUGAACCAAAACCAGAAUAUAAUUCUGUUAUAAGUGUUUAUAAGCCAGUAUCUCCAGAAUGUGAAGAUGGGAAAUCAGUGGAACAAAUAGAUCCUUUAGGAGAGGUUAAUGCCAUAGACUGUAGUGAAGAAGAGGAUACUGGUGACUUCAAAGGGACUUCAAGUAAAGAAGAAAUGUUGAGUAUCCAGGAAGGCACUAUUGUGGACAUCCCUGAAAGUGAACAAAGUCUUGAAGCCAAUGUCAAUUAUUCUAAAUCUGUUAGUGGCCAAGAAGAGAUGUGUAACAUUCUUCCAGAGCUGGAUCGUUCCAGAGCAGGUGUUCAACAACCUACAGACUUAAGAUGCUUCAAGGUUUCAGGGUAUGACAAGCCUCAUUGGCCGGGAUCAGACUCUGGUGCAGAAGAAUCCCUGGUUGCAGAAAGGCCCAAUGAAGCUUAAGAGCAGUGUUUCUCUAUAAGAAAACAUUAUUUUUAAAAACGUUGUUCUCUGGUCAUAUGCAAGUAUAACUUGUAGAUCAUUGUCAGCAUUUUAAUCAAAACAGGGUAACCAGAGUGAUUUUGGAGUUUCUUGGUAGGAAAUACUUUCUUAAGUAGCAUAAUGCCAAAGAUGUAACUAAGUUCUGUGAUAGCUAUAGAUGUCUAUGUGUUGCAGACCUAUAUACACUCAUGGUGAAUAUCUGGGCCUCUGUUGCACUGGCAAGGUGGAAUUAACCCAAAUGUGCAUGCCACUUUAGAAUCAUAAAGUAGGACGGGAUCUUUGAAAUUGACUAGUCCAGCCCCCUGUUCAGGCAGGAAUCUGCUACAUUGUCCCUGACAGAUGGCUGAAAACCUCCAGUGAAGGAGAGCCUGUCACUGUGUAAGGCAAACUAUUUCACUGUCAGAUGGCUCUAACAGUUAAGAGAUCUGUACUCAUGGCAACUUAAUAUGUGGUCACUCAAAAGGAAAUAAAAACAACCAGCCUCCAAGGCCACAGAAUUAGUGGUUAGGGCCAGCAGGGAAUUUCUGCUCAGACCAAAUGCUGCAGCUAUUGCUCGUUUGCUGUAUACCAUCGGAUACUCAUUUGUUGGCUUGGAGGCUAGCUAGAUGUUACUAUGCAUUUCAUCAGCCCCCUAUCUCUUAAUCAUCAGUGGUGAGUAUUAUUAUAUUAGACAUAAUGGUGUAUAUAACUCUUUACAGUGCAACAUGAGCAAAUAAAAAUGCACAGACCACUGCCCCAAGGGUUUUCAGUAUAAAAUUUCAGCAUUGUGAGGAAAGCCAUAGAGGAAGGAGAGAAGCAAAUGCAAUUACUCCUUCUUGGGAUUUUUUUCAAAGUAGGGACUAGGACUGAGGCAUUGGACCAAAGGUUUCAUGAAAAGGUUGUAUUUUGUGGAAGGAUUUGAAGUGAUCAGGGUACACGAGAGAAUGACAGUGACCACAAAUGCUUCCUGGGUGCUCUGGGAGGGUAUUCCAAACAGAAAAGCAAGAAUGGGCAGAGAGACAUGGCAUUGCUCUUAUUUUACCUUAGUUUUAGUUGUACCUUAAGUUUUGAGCAGCCAUCCAUUAGCAGCAAGCCAUAGCUCUUUAAAUGUGAUUCAUUGGAUGUUUAAUGUGCAGUUAUUCUUUAAACAACCUAGUUGCAGGUAAUCAAGAACUGACUUUAGACUCUUCUAUAUAUAAAAUUAUAUUGGAGUAAAUCAGAUACAAGGUGCAGAGAUCUCUUGCUGCUUUGACAAAUCUUGCUGCUGGUUAACUUUUCUCAUUGCAUUCUGUGAAUGAGUGAAAUGUAUUGCUACUAUCAGCCCUUGGUAGCCCCAGUUUGCCUCCGAAUGUGCUAACCAGACAGGGAGAAGACUAACCUAGAUCUGAUAUGCUAGCUUUCGAUAUAAACAUGCAGUCUCUGCUGUUGCAGUCUGAAAUUAUACAGCCCAGCAACAGAUACAUCAUGUAGAGGAACCUUUCAUCUCUUCAAGAGGAUUAAGAACACAACUUUUAAAAUAGAUGAUGAUUAGGAGGAAUUGAGAAUGGAGGCAAGGAAUUUAGGCUGACUAACACAUUUCUGGCAUGAAAACAGAUGUUUGUAGCUGCUUGGCUAGGAGUUCAGAACUUCUGAAAAGAGAAGUAGAAGUUCACAGAACUGAAAACUGCAAUGUACACCAAUUUAUCUAAGCUAAUACCCAAGACCAGAAUGCUGAGUGUGUGUCUAAAAUAGCUGUUGGAGCAACUUUAUCUCUGGAAACAGUUGGUCCAGUAAAUGCUUCUCAGCAUGAGAGCAUCAAUGUAUGUGCCAUUAUUUGUGUGUGGACUUGUUGCUUCCCCUAAAGUGAGUUGGAAAACACAUGGCAGCUCUGAAUAUAUUUAUCUCCUCUGCUGUGAGAAGUGCUUGGGAAGGAGGAGCUUUUCCUAGAUAACUUAAAUAUUUGUGGUAAGAGUAAUUCAUAGAGUACAGGGAUGGACAACUUAUUCAGCACUGAACUCUCUUUAGAAAUAAAUUACGAACAAGAGGGCCAUAGCUAGUUUGCCUAGUUGUAUGAAUUUCCAUCUACAGUUGCUGUGCACAUUGCACUUAUUCUACAGAUUUUGGCAUUACUACCCUCAAAACAUGGGGGAAAUUGUUAGACCGAACAAACAGUCAUUUAAGAUGUUGCAAGCUGUGAUAUAAGAAAGUUAGUCUUCACUCACUAUGUUAUCAUCUAGCAUUUUUCUAGGCAUAUUUUCAGAAUUAUCUGUAAAUAUUGGAACGGAUAGUUGGUUUUAUAAUGUAAUUUGAAGCUGAAUUUCAUGCCUGUGUUCCCCUCCAUUUUCUUUGAAUGUUUGAAGCUUAAGUGAUCAGGUCCAAAAGUUGCAGCCAAAAUCUGGAAGCCUUAGAAAAGAUACUGAUGCAAGAAUUCAAGUUGAAAAUCUUGGUGUAUAUACACAUGUACAUAUCUUGAAUAAAUCAUGUAUUUUCUAUG